Messenger RNA from Mercurialis annua (annual mercury), 3570 nucleotides. Its product is annotated as SWI/SNF complex subunit SWI3D. The coding region runs from base 132 to 3182 and encodes 1016 amino acids. The record is from RefSeq and is a predicted model, not a curated record. NCBI's taxonomy places the organism in Eukaryota, Viridiplantae, Streptophyta, Magnoliopsida, Malpighiales, Euphorbiaceae. Gene Ontology annotation, molecular function: zinc ion binding; protein binding. The transcript is spliced from 8 exons.
UAUCUUGCACUGGAAAUAGCAAAUUCAUAUCUGGUAAUUGCAAAACCAUAACAGAAAUGUUGCACUAGUAUAUCAUUUUCAUUCUUUGAGAAACCCUCGAAACAAAACAUCAAAUUCGCAGGUAAAACACAAUGGAGGACAAACCACCGGCGGGAGCCACGGAGUCGCCGGCAUCAGCUGAGCCGUCUUCGUCCUCACGGCGGCGAGCCGGUGGACAAAAGAGGAAAGCAAACGCGCUUUCGUCAUCAUCAAACUCGUCAUCGACGCCGUCUAAACGGUUAACUAGAGAGAAAGCGGCGAUCUCUCAAAUUUCGAUCCAUAACAGCGGUGGUCCAUUGACGAGAGCUAGGCAGAGCCCUAGCAAUUUUGGAGCUUUACCUGGCGGUGGUUCUGCUGGCGGCGGUGGAAUUAAGGUGGAGGAGAAGGUGGCAGUGGCGCUUACGGCGACGGAGGUGGCGGCAGCGCUGUUGGAGGAGGAGGAAGCUAGUAAAAUUGAGGAGUUGAAGGGAGGGAUAGAAUCGGAAUUUGAGGUUAUUAGAUCUCGUGAUUCUAAUGCUCAUGUUGUGCCUUCUCAUUGUGGCUGGUUUUCAUGGACAAAAGUUCACCCCCUUGAAGAGCGCAUUCUUCCUUCAUUCUUUAAUGGAAAGUCUCAGAUUCGUACACCUGAUACCUACAUGGAGAUACGCAAUUGGAUUGUGAGAAAAUUUCAUUCAAAUCCAAAUGUACAGAUUGAAUUGAAAGACCUGUCAGAGCUCGAGGUUGCUGACAUGGAUUCAAAGCAAGAGGUGCUAGAAUUCUUGGACUAUUGGGGAUUGAUAAAUUUCCACCCAUUCCCACUAACUGAUUCUUCUCCCUCUGCUGAUAGUGAUGGAGUAUCGGUGAAGGAUUCCUUGCUUGAAAAGUUGUUUCGCUUUAAAACCAUUCAACCAUGUAGACCUGUUGUUCCUAAGCCCAAUAAUGUUACUACUCCGGCUUUACCAUCUGGUUUGUUUCCUGAAUCUUCAGUUGCAGAAGAGUUGGUCAGGCCUGAGGGACCAUCUGUUGAGUACCACUGCAAUUCUUGUUCGGCUGAUUGCUCUCGUAAACGCUACCAUUGUCAGACGCAGGCAGAUUAUGACUUAUGUGCUGAUUGCUUUAACAAUGGAAAAUUUGGCUCAGACAUGGCAUCAUCUGAUUUUAUUCUCAUGGAACCCGCUGAGGCUCCUGGCGUAAGUGGUGGGAAGUGGACUGAUCAGGAGACCUUACUUCUCCUUGAAGCAUUGGAACUUUUUAAAGAAAACUGGAACGAGAUUGCAGAGCAUGUUGCAACGAAAACCAAAGCUCAAUGCAUAUUGCACUUUGUUCAAAUGCCAAUUGAGGAUGUCUUUUUUGACUGUGACGAUGAUGUAGAUGAGAAUUCCAAAGAAAUUACAGAUCCACUUGCAGCCAUUGAUGAAACAUCUGCUCCUAAAGAUGGGAUUGAAGCAAGUGAGGAUAAAAUAGAUGGUAAGGAGGAUCAACCUCAGACUUCCUUAAUGGAAGGUGCAAAUGAAACAAAAGAUGGUCAGGAAACUGCAAAACCUGACAAUGCCAGUGAAGCCAUAGUUGGCGAGGGAACUUCAAAUACAAAAGAUACUAGUGGAGUGAAGGAUGCUCCCCUUAUAGUUGAAGAUGUUGCACUUAAAGCUCUUACAGAAGCAUUUGAAAGUGUUGGUUACCUCUCCACACCUGAAAACCGACUUUCGUUUGCUGAGGUUGGAAAUCCUGUCAUGGCUCUGGCAGCAUUUCUGGGAAGAUUAGCAGGAAGGGAAAUUGCUAUAGCAUCAGCCCAAAGCUCUUUGAAAUCCUUAAGCACUGAUUCCCCUAGCCUGCAGCUGGCAGCAAGGCACUGCUUUCUUUUGGAAGAUCCACCAGAUGACCAAAAGGGAUCAGCUGGUAUUGACAGCAGUGCUAUUGAAAUGGCUAAUCAAGAUGCUCCAAAAAACAACCAGGAGGACCAAAGCCAGAGAGGAAAUGAGACUACAUUAAAUGAUCCCAGUAACAAGAACAUUGAAGAUUCCACUGCAGAGGAGAAGCAGCCUCCAGGUUCUUCAAAUAAAGAAUCCUGUGAGAAAGUAAAUACUGCAAAUGAUGCAGUUAAAGUUUCUCAUGAGGAAGUUGAACCUGGUAAACUGAAGGAAUCUAAUGAACUGGAGCUGGAAAAGGAACCCAAAUCGAGUAUUUUAAAAAACUCAAAUAAGAUGUCUUCCAAGUCUGAAUGUCCAACAAGUCCCGUGAAGGAGACAGAAGCAUCCUUAGUGACGCCGCAAUCUCAGCAUCCAGAAAACUCUAAGGAUGUGGAUAUGGUAUCAGAUCUGAAACCUUCUGGCAAGAAUGAGCCUUCUCAACCAGUUGCAUCAUUGUCAGUUGAAGAGUCCCCUCAAGCUGCUAAGGGGCCAAAGGAUGAAGACAUGGUGUUAGAUUCUCUCCCUCCAGAGAACAAGGAGCCACAGCAAAAAGUAAAAUCCAAUUCAUUGGGAGAUCACUCUCUCCCUACAGAGGCACCCAUGGAUGUAGACAUGAUGUCUUCACUGCCUUCAGAAACAAAAGAGCCUCAGCAGCCAGUUGCACCUAACUCAAUGGCUGAAAAUGGAGCAACUACAGCUAAGGUCCAAAAGGACAAUAACACAGAGAAGCCUGAUUGUAAGAGGAUUAAAGAUGACCAUGGCGUGGAUAAGAUAAAGAGAGCUGCCGUUUCUACACUCUCAGCAGCAGCAGUGAAAGCAAAACUUCUUGCUGGCCAGGAGGAAGACCUAAUUCGACAACUUGCUGCAUCAUUGGUCGAAAAGCAGUUGCAUAAGCUGGAAAUGAAGUUGGCUUUCUUUAAUGAAAUGGAUCAUAUAAUUCUAAGGGUCAGGGAGCAACUUGACAGGUCAAGGCAGAGGCUGUACCAUGAGAGAGCGCAGAUAAUUGCAACCCGACUUGGAAUUCCACCUUCCACGUCUCGACCAAUGCCACCAACUUUACCCGCCAAUAGAAUUGCAAUGAAUAUUGCAAACUCAAAUUCCAGACCCCCUAUGAACAUAAAUACCCUGAGGCCACCAAUUUCAAGACCAAUGGGGGCAUUAGGUCCUACCCCUUCUAACCCAUUUGUAUCAACAACAGCAGGAAAUUCAAUUCGGCCUUCUAGCCAGGACAAUCCUUAUUCAGUUGUGACUAAGUAGUAUUUCGUCAAAAGGCAUGUGAAUAGAGAGUUCUAUUGACUUUUGUACACCAUUUACAUCCAUUUGCAAAUUGAUACCUGUAAGGUUCACAAGGCAUGGUUUAUACUCCGGAAGUGGGACCGACCGGCUAUCAUCCAUAGGUCAUAUUUGUGUGUAUAGCUUGCAUCUCAAGUGAACCAUAACUUAUUUAGUCAGAAAGAAAUGUUGUAAACCUUGUUGUAAGUGUGGCCUCAUUAGCAGGAGCGUUAGACCUAGUAAAGUGGGAAGUAGGAGUAAAACUUAACUCACAGCUUGAAUAGUGUUGCUUAAUCUGUAUGAAGUAUUGUUACUGCUCCAAGAUUGUGAGCUGCUAAUGCUGAAUUGCGCUGGCAAAGCCACAUUUGGAUUA